AUGAUGCCUUCUCCAAUGAAUACCGAGGACAGUCCCGAUUCUCGGCCCAAGGAGUCCAGCAAACGACGCCGUCUCAACUUUGCUUGCAAUUACUGCCGAAAUUGCAAGACACGCUGCGAUGAGCAACAGCCUUCCUGCCAAGCAUGCAUUUCAGCAGGCAUUCCUUGCGUUACCCAAGAUAGACGCAGGCCGGGCAAGUUGAUCAAGAGACGUGAGGCAGAAACUCUCUCGCUUGCUCGUGGCGCUUUGGGCCAUCUUAUCGGCAAUGUUUCCUUCGAAACCAUAGAAGUUUUAUUUCUAUGCUCAAUUUGCCUUCGACUCAAUGACGAAAUCACUGCGUCUUGGACGACAUUCGGCAUCUGUUUGUCAGUCGCCCAUUCCCUUGGCCUGAACAGACCCGGGCGUGACAGACGAAAGAACACUCAUUCUUCUGCUAUAGAUGCUUGGAAUCCAGCCUGGUGGGCUAUUUAUAGCUAUGAGAAGCUAUUCUCAUUCCAACUCGGCUACGCCUCUAGCAUAUCGGAUGAAGCAUACGAUGCCUUGGAUCUGGAGACUUCCAAGAUAACAACCCUACAGCCGCAGCACUUUGUCUUGUCUAUGGCCAAGGCUUUUAGUAAAAUGAGUCAUCGUUGUGCAAAGGCACGGCUGCUAGAAGACAGAGCGAAUCGCCAGACUCUGGAAGCAGCCAUCAAGGACAAAGUUAAUGCGACCGGCGAAUCGUUUCUGAUUUUAUCAGACUGGGUCAGCAGUCUUCCUGCUGGUCUUCGACCUACUUCAGACUUUAUGCGAAUUCCAGAAGACCCGGUACUCUCUUCAUUCAUCUCACUUCAUUACCACAACGCUAUCUUGAUGCUCAACAGAAAUUCUCUUCUCAUCAGCAAGGACGCCAUUCACAAAGCUGUCGAGGUCAUCGCCAAAGGAACACGGUGGGAGUACACAAUCCGCAACGGUCAAUCCAUGGUUGCCAACUCAGCCAGGAAGAUCAUCCACCUGCUUGCCGACAGCGAUGACACAUUGUCUCAUUUAUUCGCGCCAUCCUACUUCCCGCUUUUACACGCUCUUUACGUCCUGGCAGUGCACAUACUAAAACAGCCGCAAUCACGCAUCUCCAAGAUUGAUCAAAGUCUUCUCAUCACGGCAGUUGACUUGAUUCGUUGCUACUGCGUGGGCUUGGCUGAAGCAGAACGCUUGUCAACUGUCCUCAAUGGACUCAUUCGUGUAGUCCAAGAAGCGAUGAAACCACCGACGACCUCAAUUGAGGCGGAGCAAAACAACUCAAAGGCUGCUUCGGGGACAUGCAUUUCUAAACAAGGGGGAAUAAACUUGGCGCAGCAACACAACAACAUGACAUUUUCUCAAUCUUUAGACCCAUCCGAUUCUUCUAUUCUGAAUCCAGUCCAAUUGACAAUGGACGAGGGAAUUCUGGACCCAUUUUCAGGGCAACCUUUUGACAUACACAUACUGCCUGAUGAGAUUGGGUGCGACUGGGCUGAUUUCGAGAAUUUGCUACAGAGACUGGAAAAUGAGUCUGGCUUGUAUCCAACAGAGGAGGGCAUGAGUAUUAAACUUUAA
This is a messenger RNA of Fusarium poae, 1572 nucleotides long. RefSeq lists its product as uncharacterized. The transcript is spliced from 5 exons. NCBI's taxonomy places the organism in Eukaryota, Fungi, Ascomycota, Sordariomycetes, Hypocreales, Nectriaceae. Bases 1 to 1572 code for a protein of 523 amino acids. The record is from RefSeq and is a predicted model, not a curated record. Gene Ontology annotation, biological process: regulation of DNA-templated transcription; DNA-templated transcription. Gene Ontology annotation, molecular function: DNA binding; zinc ion binding; DNA-binding transcription factor activity, RNA polymerase II-specific.